AUGCUUAUUCCCUCUUUUUUCUUCACGGCUGCAAUCGUGGGUAUCGUGUCCGCAAGUGCAGGGUGCACACCUAGUAUGGUUGGUGAGAAAGGAUUCAUUGCUAAUUUUUAUUCCUAUGAGUUCUUAGGUGGAAAGGGAUGGGAAAAAGAUUUCUUUGUAUCUGGUUACAAAUCAGAUCUUUUAGAGACUGUACGUUGUGUCGAAAGCAUCAAUUUUCAGUAUUCUAAUCAGCCUGAUCAGAAGGUCUUGCACCAAACCAUUUAUGGGUACAGCACAACAAUCUCGAAUUACUCCCUCGAACUAAGCGGCUAUUUCGAAGCUCCAGAGACUGGACUUUAUCGGUUUCGUUUGGCUGCAGACAAUGGUGCGUCUUUGCAAUUCGGUGCUGGUCAAACCUGUUGUAAUGAUGCUUCUGGAAGUGAAAGCGGAGGUUUCAGCUUUAAAACUUUAGGCCCCCGAGGAGGAGGAGGAAGUACGAAGGUCAAUGUAAGAGACAUGUCCUACAGCCUUGUCAAAGGUGUUUACUACCCUGUAAAAUUAGUCAUGUUCAAUUGGCAGGGUAACAAUGGUCUUAAUUUGAAAGUCACCAAACCGUCAGGAAAUAUAAUUUCUGACUUUGGCUCUCAGGUAUUCCAAGCAGAGUUUGCCAACAGCAAC
Molecule: messenger RNA, 657 nt
Organism: Metschnikowia bicuspidata var. bicuspidata NRRL YB-4993
Lineage: Eukaryota; Fungi; Ascomycota; Pichiomycetes; Serinales; Metschnikowiaceae
Exons: 1
Source: RefSeq, a predicted model, not a curated record